UGUGUGCGUGUAUGCAUGUGGAUACACGGUGACUCCCUCCAGCUGCCGCGCCAGACAGCGUGUGUCUGAGUGUGUACGCAAACGGGUGCAUGUGAGCCUGCUCCUCGCUGUCAAGCUCGCCUCCCUGUUUUUCUCUCUCUCUCCGUCUCUCCCUCUCGCUCUCUGCGCACACUGCCUGCCUCUCCUCCCGACCGCCCACCCGCUACGUGCUCGGAAAGCAGGAGUGGAAGAUGCCGGCCAUCCUGGUGGCCUCCAAGAUGAAGUCGGGACUGCCCAAACCCGUGCACAGUGCCCUCCCGAUCCCACAGGUGCCCUCCCGUAGCGCCGGCCCGCAUUCCUGCGCACUGAAGCUGGGAGGCAGCAAGCCCACGUAUUCGAGCCUGAUCCCUCUCAAGUCCCCCCAAGGACACGAGAGCGAGGGUGACAGGGACCCCGCCAAGAAGGGCGCAGCAGUCGAGAGCGGUGUGGACACGCAGAUUUACACAGAUUGGGCCAACCAUUAUCUUGCCAAGUCCGGCCACAAGCGUCUGAUCAAGGACUUGCAGCAGGACGUCACCGACGGGGUGCUAUUGGCUGAAAUCAUCCAAGUCGUGGCCAACGAGAAGAUUGAAGACAUCAAUGGGUGCCCCAAGAGUCGCUCUCAGAUGAUUGAGAACAUUGAUGCCUGCCUCAGUUUUCUGGCAGCCAAAGGCGUGAAUAUACAGGGUCUGUCCGCAGAAGAGAUCCGAAAUGGGAAUCUAAAGGCGAUCCUGGGACUUUUCUUCAGUCUCUCCCGCUACAAGCAGCAGCAGGCACAGAAGCAAGCCUCCCAGUCUGCUCAGCAUCGGCCCUUGGCUCACCAGACCAGCGCCCCUGCCCAGACUGGUCCCAGCACGCAUGGGACCUCCACCCCUACUCAGAGCCAGCCGCACAACCCCGCAGCACACAUGCUGAAAGCACAAGCAGAGAUGCAGUCCAGGCUCCCGGGCCCCACCUCCAGGCUUUCCACUGCAGGCAGUGAGAACAAGGCCCGAGUCGCUGUAGCCAGUAGCAGCAACCGCCGCAGCCAGAGCUUCAACAACUUUGACAAGUCCAAGCCCGGCCCCCCGGUUCCUUGCAGCCAAGACAGAGAGUCAUCAGAAAGCAUCAGCACACAGCCCCCUGGGAUGACUGAGCAUGUCCUGUCCCCAGCGCCCACCAGCACUUCCUCCAGCACCGUCUCCAUCACCAGCCCCAUGGCCACGCCCUCCUCAGCCAUCCCCCAGCCCGGCUCAGCAGGCAAGCCCUGGAGGAGUAAGUCGCUCAGCGUCAAGCACAGUGCCACGUCUUCCAUACUGUCCGUGAAGCAAGAACCCUCCAAGCAGCAGCCGCAGCAGCCAGUGCCUCCUGCCCCUCCUGCUGAUGCCAUCAUCAAGGCUGCCCCCAUUGCCCAGAAGUCCAUGCUGGAGAAGCUCAAGCUGUUCAACAGCAAAGGGGGCUCCAAGUCCAAUAAUGGAGGGCCCCAGUCAGACAGCACAGCCUCUCGGGAGGUUGUAGUAGAGAAGGUGGAAACUGGCUCCAACACUGACCCCCUGGAGGAGAUGGAUGGGAACGUGCGGCCUGUCAACGGCACCAGUGUCGUCACUAGCAGUCCCAAGAUUGCCUUAAAAGGCAUUGCACAGCGCACCUUCAGCAGGGCCCUCACCACCAAAAAGAGCUCCCUGAAGGCUGCUGAGAAGGAGAAGGACAAGGAUAAACCUAAGGAGAAAGACAAGCCCAAGGAGAAGGAUAAGGCCAAGGAGAGCGCCAAGCGUGUGUCCAUCACUGAGAAAGUUGAAACAAAGGAGGAGCAAAAGGAUGAAGUGACGUUUUCUCCAGAAGGAGAACCUAAGAAAACCUCCAAAAUCGCCAGCUUUAUUCCCAAAGGGGGAAAGGUCAGCAGUGCCAAAAAGGAGAGCUCGACCACAUCACAGAGUGGCAUACCAAAGCCUGGGGCCAAGGGAACGCCCUCUUCUGGGAAGGAUGGGGACAGACCACGGAGUAUGAGGCUACACAAAGGUCAGCUAGAUGGCAGGAAUUCCAGCUCAUCUUCCAGCUUGGCCUCCUCAGAAGGAAAGGCCCAGACGAGCAAUGGCGCCGUUUCGGUGGCCACUACUGGUGCUACACAGUCCACAGCCAGCAACACUGUCAGUGUUCAGCUACCUCAUCCUCAGCAGCAAUACAACCACCCCAACACCGCCACUGUAGCCCCCUUCAUGUACAGGUCACAGACAGACGUGGAGGGAACCACAAUGACAGAGUCUGGGUCAGGAGGAGGAAGCGGAGACAGCACAUCCUUCAGCAAGCCCACUAUAGCCUCUGUGGAUGAUCUUGCGGGUGAGGACCCCGAGGCCAGGCGACUGCGUACGGUCAAGAACAUCGCAGACCUUCGCCAGAACCUGGAGGAGACCAUGUCCAGCCUGCGUGGGACCCAGAUCACACACAGCACCCUGGAGACCACCUUCGACAGCAGCGUCACCACAGAGAUCAGCGGCCGCAGCAUUCUCAGCCUUACGGCCCGCUCCACACCGCUGUCAUGGCGACUGGGUCAGUCCAGCCCACGGCUGCAGGCAGGUGAUGCCCCCUCCACGGGCAACGGCUACCCACCUCGAGCUAACGCUAGCCGCUUUGUCAGUUCAGAGAGUGGGCGUUACCUGUACUCCGGGCCCCUGCGCCGGCAGCUGGCGGCCCGGGGCAGCGCCAUCUGCACCGUGGACUUGGCUGAUAAAGUGGAGGAGCUGGACCUGGAGAGCAUCAACAUGGAUGCCACCGGGUACAUGAGCGACGGGGAUGUGCUGAGCAAGAACAUCCGAGCCGAUGACGUCACAAGUGGCUACAUGACCGACGGGGGACUCAGUCUGUACACUCGCCGCUUGAACCGUCUCCCAGACGGCAUGGCAGCGGUGCGGGAGACGCUCCAGCGUAACGCCUCCACGGGUCAAGGGGAUGCAGACAGUUGGGACGACAGCAGUUCCGUCAGCAGCGGCAUCAGCGACACUAUCGACACGGAUGACAUCAACACCAGCUCGUCCAUCAGCUCCUACGCCAACACGCCAGCUGCUUCCCGCAGGGCUAUAGAGGGGCAGCCCCAGACGGACGCAGAGAAGCACUCGGCUGUGGAGCGCAACUCAAUGUGGUCCGGUGACGACGUCAAGCGCUCAGACGGGGGCUCUGACAGCGGCAUCAAGAUGGAGCCCGGCUCCAAGUGGCGCCGCAACCCUUCGGACGUCUCAGACGAGUCUGACAGAAGCAGCUCCGGCCGCAAGGCGGUUGCCAUCUCCCAGACAGGUUCUUGGAGGCGGGGCAUGACGGCUCAGGUGGGCAUCACGGCACCACGGACUAAGACGGCGAGCACAACGGGCCCCAGUGCACUCAAGGCCCAGGGAAGCGGCAAAACGGAUGACGCCAAGGUGUCGGAGAAGGGCCGCCUGUCGCCACGGUCCAACAGCAUUCAGCGCUCACCCUCGGACGCGGGCCGCAGCAGCGGUGAUGAAGCCAAGAAGCCCUCCAACAGUGCCUCCCGAACCCCUACCAACACGUUUGGAUUUAAGAAGCAGGCGGGUGGCGUAACUAUCAUAUCCGCGAGCGGGGCCACCAUCACCAGCGGCUCAGCCACCCUGGGCAAGAUUCCCAAGUCGGCGGGGCUAAUAGGCAGUCGAUCAGCCAGUCGGAAGGCCAGUGUGGAUGGCUCACAACCUCAGGAUGAGGGCUAUCUCACUGUGGGUACACGCACCAAUUUGCAGUAUCGCAGUCUGCCCCGGCCCAGUCGCUCUGGUUCUGCGGCCCGCAACGGCAACCGCUCCUCCACCAGCAGCAUCGACUCUAGCCUCAGCAGCAAAGCGGCUGGUCUCCCCAUACCCAAGGUCCGCGAAGCCGCCAAGGCUCCCAGUGUCGUCCUCCUGCCUGCAUCCAAUCAGACAGACCGAGAGAAAGGGGUGUCGUCAGACACGGAGAGUGUGGCCUCUUGCAACUCGGUGAAGGCUAGCCCCACUUCUCAAAGCGGAGGGGCCAUUGUGUCCCAGAGCGGAAGACAGCAGGGGACCAAGUAUGCUGACGUAUCUUCCCCGACCCUUCGAAGACUGUUUGGUGGAAAGCCCUGCAAACAGACAGAGAACUUGAAGAGCUCCACAGUCAUCUCGAACCCCCAUGCUACCUUGGGCCAAUCGGGUGCCUUGGACUCCCCUUCAGGUGGCGGCUGCGGUGAGCCGUCUCACUCCUCGCUGGCCUCUAGCCCAGGCUCAGCCUACUCGGCGCCCACCAACAGCCUGACGUGGGGUACCACGGCCAGCAGCUCAUCUGGCGUGAGCAAGGACGGCCCCGGCUACCCAUCUGUGAGCAGCCUGCACACCAGCUGCGAGUCCAUUGACAUCUCACUCGGCAGCAGUGGCCCGGGGCACCACGGCUCCGGCAAGGAGGACUCACUGUCGGCAUUCGUCCGCACAAAUAGCGCGAGGACCGGCAUGUCGGAGAGUCCCCUCUCUUCCCCUUCCGCUAGUCCCAAAUUCAGCCGAAACACUUUACCUCGGAAGCAGGACAGCGACCCACACCUUGAUAGCAACAGCCUGCCCAGAAAGGGACUCAGGUACACCCCCUCAGCCCAGCUGCGGAGCCAUGAGGAGGCCAAGGAGUGGCUUCGCUCACAUUCUGCAGGCGGCCUGCAGGACUCUGCCAGCAAUUCGCCGUUCUCCCCUGGCUCUAGUCUCACCUCGCCCUCCGGAACACGCUUCAAUUUUGCCCAACUUGCUAGCCCCACCACAGCUGCACAGAUCAACCUCGCCAACCUGCGUACCAACAGCCUGUCCAGUCAAGAUUGUGCCUAUGACCCGUACAGUGAUGCCCGCUUGCGCAACUCUUCCAUGUCCCUAGACGAGAAGAGUCGGACCAUGAGUCGCUCUGGGUCCUUCCGCGACGGCUUUGAGGAGGUUCACGGGUCCUCGCUGUCUCUCGUGUCUAGCACUUCAUCCAUCUACUCAACGCCUGAAGAGAAAUCGCAGUCAGAGAUCCGCAAGCUCCGCAGAGAGCUGGACGCUUCCCAGGAAAAAGUAUCGGCUCUGACUACACAGCUCAGUGCAAAUGCUCACCUGGUGGCCGCCUUUGAACAGAGCCUGGCCAAUAUGACCAUCCGGCUUCAGAGUCUGACCAUGACUGCAGAGCAGAAGGACUCUGAGCUAAAUGAGUUGAGAAAGACCAUUGAGUUCCUGAAGAAGCAGAAUGCAGCAGCUCAGGCCGCCAUUAAUGGUGUCAUCAACACCCCGGAGCUCACCUGUAAAGCUCAGGGCAACGGCACGCCUCAGACACAGCCCGACCUGCGCAUACGCAGACAGCACUCGUCCGACAGCGUGUCCAGUAUCGCCAGUGCCACCAGUCACUCCAGUGUGGGCAGCAACAUGGAGCUGGAUGCUAAGAACAAGAAAAAGAAGAAGAACUGGCUGCGGAGUUCCUUCAAGCAGGCAUUCAGCAAAAAGAAGUCACCAAAGUCAGCAUCCUCACACUCAGAUAUUGAGGAGAUGACCGACUCCUCCCUGCCUUCCUCCCCCAAACUCCCUCACAACGGCUCUGCUGUGUCCACACCCGUGCUGAGGAACUCCCACUCCAACUCCCUGAUCUCAGAAUGCACAGACAGUGAGGCGGAGACCGUCAUGCAGCUGCGCAGUGAGCUCCGUGAUAAGGAAAUGAAGCUGACAGACAUUCGUUUGGAGGCCCUGAGCUCGGCCCACCAGCUGGACCAACUGCGGGAGGCCAUGAACCGCAUGCAGUGUGAGAUCGAGAAGCUGAAGGCAGAAAAUGAUCGUCUGAAGUCUGAGAGCCAGGGCAGUUGCAGCCGGGCCCCGUCGCAGGUGUCCAUCUCCUCCACGCCGCACCCCUCUGUCGGCCUCUCCCAACACAGCCUCAACCUGACAGAGUCCACUAGCCUGGACAUGCUGUUGGAUGACAAUGGAGACGGCAGUACACGCAAAGAGGGCCGCCAUGUUAAGAUUAUGGUCAGCCUGGAUGAAGAUGGCAAAUGGAAAGAGGAAUGCCGACCGCGCCACUUCCUGAUUGGCUGCAUUGGCGUCAGUGGCAAGACCAAGUGGGAUGUUCUGGAUGGGGUGGUCAGACGCCUCUUCAAGGAGUACAUCAUCCAUGUGGAUCCUGUCAGCCAGCUGGGUCUGAAUUCAGACAGCGUGGCAGGGUACAGCAUCGGUGACAUCAAGCGCACGGGUGGAGCUGAGACCCCAGAGCUACUGCCUUGUGGUUACCUGGUGGGGGAAAACAACACCAUCUCUGUCUCUCUCAAAGGAGUGGAGGUGCACAGUCAGGACAGCCUGGUGUUUGAGACGCUCAUCCCCAAGCCCAUGCUGCAGCGCUACGUAUCCCUGCUGCAGGAGCACCGGCGCAUCAUCCUGUCAGGCCCCAGUGGCACUGGCAAGACCUUCCUGGCCAACCGGCUCGCUGAGUACAUGGUGCUGCGCGAGGGCCGUGAGCUGGCCGAUGGUGUCAUCGCCACCUUCAAUGUGGACCACAAGUCCAGCAAGGAGCUGCGCCAAUACCUCUCCAACCUGGCUGACCAGUGCAACAGCGAGAGCCACACGGUGGACAUGCCACUGGUGGUCAUCCUGGACAACUUGCAUCAUGUCAGCUCCCUGAGUGAAAUCUUCAACGGUCUGCUCAACUGCAAGUACCACCGAUGCCCCUAUAUCAUUGGGACAAUGAAUCAGGCAACAUCGUCCACUCCAAACUUACAGCUUCACCACAACUUCAGGUGGGUGCUGUGUGCCAAUCACAUGGAACCAGUGAAGGGCUUUCUUGGUCGGUUCCUGAGACGGAAGCUGAUUGAGACUGAGAUCAGCAGCCGCAUGCGGAACGUGGAGCUGGUGAAGAUCAUAGAGUGGAUCCCUCGGGUCUGGCACCAUCUCAACCGUUUUCUUGAGACUCACAGCUCUUCUGAUGUCACCAUCGGUCCCCGCCUGUUCCUGUCCUGCCCCAUCGAUGUGGAUGGCUCCAGGGUUUGGUUCACAGACCUGUGGAAUUACUCCAUCAUCCCUUACAUGCUGGAAGCAGUUCGAGAAGGCCUGCAGCUGUAUGGAAGAAGAGCACCCUGGGAGGACCCAGCAAAGUGGGUGAUGGACACAUAUCCAUGGGCAGCCAGUCCCCAGCAGCAUGAGUGGCCACCUCUGCUGCAGCUGCGACCUGAGGAUGUGGGCUUUGACGGCUACUCCAUCUCACGAGAGGGCUGUCCCAGUAAGCAGAUCCCUCAGAGUGAUGCCGAGGGAGACCCUCUGAUGAACAUGCUCAUGAGACUUCAAGAAGCAGCCAACUGCUCUAGUCCCCAAAGCUAUGACAGUGACUCAAACAGCAACAGUCAUCAUGAUGACAUCCUGGACUCCUCGUUGGAGUCAACCCUGUGAAUCUAAGUCCUCCACGUUGUAGUUUUAAACUGAAGAAGAAAGAGACUCAUCUGAAAUGAUUUUAAGUGUUCAGAACAUGACUGUUUACAAGUGGCAAAGGCAAGCUACUUUCAGUCACUGACGAAAAACAGAGUGGGUGCAGGUAACCCAGAAGAGAAAAAAAAAAAUUAAGAAGAAAAAGAGUGGAAAAACUGCACUACUUUAUUUUUUACAGUAUAUUUCUGAAAGGCUGCUGUCAGCCCAACUCUAAGUUAACUUGUACAAGAAUUACAUGGCAUUUCAAAUUAUGGAGCCAGUAUUCUGCCAUGGCCUCUUCGUCCAGCUGAAAGAACUAAUGCCCACGUUGCUGUGAACCAAACGACUGUGCUGGACUCCUCAUAGCUGUGUGUCGUGUUGUUCUAAACUGCACAUGGUGCUAGAAGAUCCUCGUCCCAGUAUGUAGUGCACGAAUUGGCUGUGAACCCACAUUUUCCUCUUAUUCAUUCACCAGCCUUGUGUUGCAUUCCUGAUCUAGCUGACUGCUUUCCCCUCCCUAGACAAGCAUGAACAACUAGUAUCAGUAGAAAGUGCAGCACUGGUAUCUUAAAAGAAGUUGCUGAAUCUUAAACUAUAUGCUUAUCUUACACUGAUUUUGCAUUACAGCUGCAUAUGGGUUUUUGCAUAUGCGGUUGUCACGCGGUACUCGGAUAUGUAGUGGAGUUUGCUGGGUCUGCGUAAGUCCCCUAUGAGACUGAUGUCACCCCCUAGAAUGAAGUCUGAAGUCUGAUUUGUUCUCUCGCCGGAGAACGCAGAAUUUCAACUUUGUGUGCUUUUUUCCAUCUUUCGCUGGAGGAGGUGUGGAUUGUGGCUGUUGAGGUCUGAUCCCUCCUAGGCCUCUCCUUGUUACACGUACCUGUCGGCUAGUGAGGGAUUUCUCUCAGCAGAGAGCCCCGCUGAAGCAGAGGAACCAGCCUGCAGCCUUGGGACAAGAGUUUAGAGUUGAGGCGACGCAGGUGUGGAUGUCCUGCUUUGACAGACUGCACUGCCGUGCAUCCAGUGCUGCUGGGACCCCUGAGGCAUACACUCUCAUCUCUUGUAUUACUUUGGGCGAGUUUCCUUCGAGGGGCAUUAAGACCCUGCACUUUGUUUUCGGAGCACACACACACAGGCAGCAUUAGGAGCAAUGUGCUGCAUACAGCUCUACCAAUGUGCAUUUUCUCCAGUGAGUAGUUACAAGCUUUGGCAAACAUCUUUUUUGGUGCUGAAUUUCGAUCCGAUGCCUUACUUCUUUUGUAAUACUUGCAUUAACAUGCAUUAGUGCUGUUACUGUUUUUUUACAUUCAACUACAGGGCUGCGGCGUCAUCUACCUUUGAAAUUUGCAGUUAAGUGGGCAGCUUCAAGGUUCUGUGGCGUUUGUUUUUCUCGACAUCAGACGCUAAUGCCAUGUCAUUAAGAUGAAUAAUGAAAGCAAUGUUCUGUACAAUCCAUAUCAUUGCAUUAAAGCCUGCUGCUGCAAAGUUUUAUCAGGGGUUUGGGUUGAUGUCGAGGCUUAAAACGGGCUUUGUGAUUCCGCUGAAAAACCUGCAACUUUCUGACCCAGACUGGUCUGAGUAAGAGAAAGCUUCUGCUCAGUGCUCAGUCAGUGGCAACUCUGUGAUGUACUGUACAGACUGAAGCAACGGAGAAAGUUAUAAGACCACGUUGAUUAAAGGGGUUUUUCUUAUACCUCGUAAGCCUUUAACCUUCAUGCCAUUGUCCUGCUUGUUUUAGUUUUUUUUUCCUCUGUUUUUCUGAGCUUGUGUCAGAGUGAUAUCACUGCAUGAAAUGUGACAGCUGACCUGUUUGCUGCUUUGUUUAGGAGGAGAAAAAAAGACUACUUCAUUUUAUAGCUUUUCCUUGUUCUGUGUCACAAGUAUGUUUCUGAAAGUGCUCAUUGCAGGGAAACACUUAGGAAGGCAGUCUUCAAAUCCAGGAUGAGCUGUGCGGGCGGUGCCGGAGGCUCGACCUUCCUUGGAAAAUAGCUGCCAGCGCGUCUGGUAGCCGACUCGUGAGAAUUAACAUUGUGUCCAUUUGCGUUACGUGUAAAUGGGAUUGUCCACCUUUGAGAGACGAUGCUUUAUUCCUCUGCUGAAACCCAUAAGACUGAGUUUCUGAGACCUGCUCUUCUUAGUAUCGUGUGGUUUCAUGUUUCUCUCUCUCCAUGCUUCCAUUCUCUCUCAGUGUUUGACCUGUUCAUUUUGAGUGUUCUUAGUUACCAAUUCUAUGCAACAUUCAUUCUGAAUUCUAAAUGGAAGCCAAAUAGUUCCCUGGUGUUAUCAGUACUGCCAAGAAUUGUACAGCGACUAAAUCGAUAUGUGAAUAAGUUUUGGGUUGUAUUUUAAGUACCGUUUUCUGUACACUUUCCAAAAGGUUUGUUAUAGUGUAUGCAAGCACAAAAACAUGUUAGAUCGUUCUUUUGAAAUGUUCGCCACAGAUGUUUGGAUGUUCAGAUUUUAUGGAAGGUUGCUGUUUAAUGUAGUCGUUUAAAAUUACGAGAAUUUGUUCAUGAAUGUGUAUUUUACUAUGUACAUUUUUCUUUGUAACAAAGAAAUGUAAAUAUCUGAUUACAGUGCUGCAUUUUACUGAAUUUUUUCUAGCCAUUUUUAAACAAAUCUAAAAAUAAGUAUUUUCUGUACAGUCACCCCCUCUGCUCACCCGUACUGUUCAGUUUGUGGAGAAUGGCUGUCAAAAAAAUCAUGUGACAUCACAUGCUCUGAAAUAAAUCUGAACAUUGUAUCGUUAUUAAAUUAUCCACGAUUAAAUAAAAUAAAUGAUUAUUUAUUA
Molecule: messenger RNA, 10188 nt
Organism: Scleropages formosus (Asian bonytongue)
Lineage: Eukaryota; Metazoa; Chordata; Actinopteri; Osteoglossiformes; Osteoglossidae
Gene: nav2a
Product: neuron navigator 2a
Exons: 38
Coding region: 231-7385 (2384 amino acids)
Biological process (GO): nervous system development; neurogenesis
Molecular function (GO): ATP binding; ATP hydrolysis activity; protein binding
Source: RefSeq, a predicted model, not a curated record